UGUCCAUCUAGGGCUCAUCUCAUCAGCUGUUUCACAUCUGCAGUGUAUUAGCCGUCUCAUUCCAUUACAUUGCAACAGUAGAGGCGUUCCACUAUCGGCAUGUCGCACUUGUGGGUGCUUGCCCCAAUUGAGGUCACCCUGCCUCAGAGGCUCGGAAGGGACAUAGAGUGCUUAGUAGUGGUUGGUUCACUAUCAUGAAUUCCCUAUCAUUAUUGCGAAGAAUAUUUUUGACUCUCAGCCAAUCCAGUGACGAAGCAUUUCUCCGCAUAGUACUCACCUAGCAGUGUGUUGGGCCAUCCUCUCCGAAUGUCUUCGUUCGCGGCAGCGAUUCCACACCAUGUAGGUGCUUGCUGUCCUGCCAGUUAUCACCGCCAAUAAUGUAGCUACUGUGUCAUAAUUCAGCUACAUGUUAGACUUCAUUAGCUUCGCUACCUGAACGUGAACGGGCGCUUAUAGAAUGAGCCUGGGCAGCAAGUCUCGUUCCGUCCACGAUGUUCAGCACCACCGGACCCGGAUGAGAACGCAGGAAACACUGGCCUAGCUUCCAUCGUCCGCGCCCAAAACCGUUCUGAACGCUCCUUAACCUUGCCCGACACAACACAAAGCGUCUACGAUGAUUCGUCUUCGGUUUGCUCCUUCUCCCACUGGGUCAUUACACCUCGGCGGCCUCCGUACUGCCUUGUACAACUAUCUCUUUGCCCGAAAAAACGGUGGAGAAUGGAUUCUGCGGAUUGAAGAUACAGAUACGGCGAGUUGGGCGACAACGAGAGCAGUCCCAGGGGCUGUGGACAACAUCCGAAGCGCGUUAGCAUGGGCUGGUUUAGAAUAUGACUUCGGUCCAGGAAAACACGGCCCUCACGGCCCCUACUUCCAAUCGGAGCGACUAUCUCUAUACCAUUCCUACGCGAACAAAUUACUCGAGUCUGGACGCGCCUACCGCUGCUUCUGCUCCCCGGAUAGGCUGCAAACGACGCGUGAGCGACUUGCUCGCUCAGGCUCCAACUCGACGUACGACAAGACAUGCCUCAGUCUUACUGAUGAAGAGGUCGCACGACGCGUGCGCGCAGGAGAAAAGUCUGUCAUCCGGCUGGACGAUAGCAACCUGCCCCGUCGUGCUACUCCACCUGAUCUCGUGUUCGGCAGCCUCAAGGAUGCACAUGCAUCUCUGCCUACAGACCCGGUUCUGCUCAAGUCGGAUCUGUUCCCGACCUACCACCUGGCUUCCGUUGUAGAUGACCAUGAAAUGGGAAUAACCCAUGUCUUGCGUGGGGAGGAAUGGCUUCCCUCGCUGCCUCUCCAUCUUGACCUCUACGCGUCGCUUUCACUCGAGCCGCCGCAGUUCGCACAUCUGCCUCUUUUGCUCAAUACAGAUGGAACAAAAAUGUCCAAGCGGAAAGGUGACGUUCAAGUGUUCGACUACAAGAGGCGAGGCUGGGAACCAGGGGCGAUUCUUAACUGGCUCGCGCUCGCCGGAUGGGGUCAUAUUCACGCAGAAGUGGGCGAGGCUGCUUCGAGCAAGCAAGCCCCGGACAGCACGGCCGUCAUGACGCUUCCCGAGAUGAUUCGCGAGUUCGACCUGACAGCGUUGACGCACCGUCGCACUGUUCUUGACCCGAUGAAGCUAGAGUACCUCAACAAGCAUCAUCUUAUGCGCACGAUGUCCGCAGACGAUGGCCUCACGGAGCUCGCGGAGCGCGUGCACGACACUGUAAAGGCCGCAUAUCCGCUAAGCCCGCACACCACAGUGCCGUACAUCAAGCGCGUUAUACAGUCGCUGCAGGGCCGACUCACGAACCUGCAAGAUACUCCCACAGUCGCGCCGUACUUCUUCGUUGACCCGGACCUGACAGCCGCCGAAGCGCAGACGAUGUACAAGUCGGUCGCGCCUGAGGAACGUGCGAAAAUCGUGUUUGCUGUCGUCACGCGGCUGCAGGAUUCUGAGUUACAGUGGGAUAUCACGUCGCUCAGUGCGCUCCUGCACGACGAGGUUGCCAAGCUUGGCGUGAAGUCAAAGGUUCUGAUGACGGUCGUGAGGUGCCAGCUGACGGGCAUGAAGGUAUGUAAGGCCUAGCAGUUCCGU
Phanerochaete carnosa HHB-10118-sp is the source of this 2080-nucleotide messenger RNA. RefSeq lists its product as uncharacterized. The record is from RefSeq and is a predicted model, not a curated record. Gene Ontology annotation, molecular function: glutamate-tRNA ligase activity; tRNA binding; ATP binding. The coding region runs from base 614 to 2071 and encodes 485 amino acids. NCBI's taxonomy places the organism in Eukaryota, Fungi, Basidiomycota, Agaricomycetes, Polyporales, Phanerochaetaceae. Gene Ontology annotation, biological process: glutamyl-tRNA aminoacylation. The transcript has 12 exons.